CUUGCCCCCCUUGCCCGCCGCUGCCGCCGAGGCCGCGGAGCCGGUGCGGAGCGCACGAUGGAGGCGCCGCCGGUGACCAUGAUGCCCGUCACGGGCGGCACCAUCAACAUGAUGGAGUACCUGCUCCAAGGGAGCGUGCUGGACCAGAGCCUGGAGAGCCUCCUGCACCGCCUGCGCGGGCUGUGCGACAACAUGGAGCCCGAGACCUUCCUGGACCACGAGAUGGUGUUCCUGCUGAAGGGGCAGCAGGCCAGCCCCUUCGUGCUGCGCGCCCGGCGCUCCAUGGACAAGAGCGGGAUGCCCUGGCACCUGCGCUACCUGGGACAGCCCGAAAUCGGCGACAAGAACCGCCACGCGCUGGUGCGCAACUGCGUGGACAUCGCCACGUCCGACAACCUGACGGAUUUCCUGGUAGAGAUGGGCUUCCGCAUGGACCACGAGUUCGUGGCCAAAGGGCACGUGUUCCGCAAGGGCAUAAUGAAAAUCGUGGUGUACAAGAUCUUCCGCAUACUGAUGCCAGGAAACACGGAGAGCAUUGAGCCGCUCUCCCUCUCCUACUUGGUGGAGCUCAAUGUAGUCGCGCCAGCAGGGCAGGACAUUGUUUCUGAUGACAUGAGGAACUUUGCUGAGCAGCUGAAGCCUCUAGUACACCUGGAGAAAAUUGACCCCAAAAGACUGAUGUGAUUGAAAGUCUGGGUCAUUAAGGCACUGCUUUUGUGUUUCAGAAAAGGAUGUUUUUCUAAAAAGCUUUUUUGUGAGCAAAUCAAAACAGGGAGAAGGGAAUAAGGUACUAUGUAUCAGUUUUGGCAGUUG
Messenger RNA from Camarhynchus parvulus, 813 nucleotides. RefSeq names its product mediator complex subunit 18 (gene MED18). Gene Ontology annotation, cellular component: core mediator complex; mediator complex. Gene Ontology annotation, biological process: regulation of transcription by RNA polymerase II; termination of RNA polymerase II transcription. NCBI's taxonomy places the organism in Eukaryota, Metazoa, Chordata, Aves, Passeriformes, Thraupidae. Gene Ontology annotation, molecular function: transcription coregulator activity. Bases 58 to 684 code for a protein of 208 amino acids. The transcript is spliced from 2 exons. The record is from RefSeq and is a predicted model, not a curated record.